GACUAACAGCCCAGGGACAAACUUCAUUUUACAACCAGAGGCAACAUCUGUGUGGAUCAGAACGUCUGACACUUCAUAUGGUGAGUACAAUAGUACGAUAGUAGACAAGAUAGAUAGAUAUUCUAUUCUAUUUUAUUGGUUUUAUACACCAUUUGGUCAUCAUCCAGCAUUUUCCCUCAAUAUUACUUGACAUUAUUCAUCUCACCAACAUGUGAGAUAAAAAUAUACAUAAAAGCGGCAGGACUUAACAAAAACAAAGCUGAAAGCUGAAACUGAAGUGGAAGAUCUAGAGCUGCAUAAAUCUCUUUGGACAAAGAAUGAAGGUAACAGUCAAUCAUGGGAUGUUUUUUAGUAAACUAAAAAUCUUCUAAUUAUCUUUCUUAUAAUAACGAAUAUCAAAGUCAGAGUAAAAGAAAAUUCUAGAGAUAAAAGUGUACUUUUUAAAGGAGAGGUAAGGGAAAAGUUGUGGAAAAUAUAGCUGAAAAUAUGAUGAAACUCACAAUUUUUGAGACUGAGCUCUGUGUUUCUUUUGAGGGGGAUUUAAUCAUUCACCUUACAUACACUUUUAACUCUUCUGUAGUUUUGGCAUAAAUUUUCUGAAGUUGACAAGAAAAAGAGAUUUAAUUUAAAAUCUGACUCUUAAACUGAUGAUUUACAAAGUUUUACAGACACAGUUUUACUUUAUGAACAGUGAAAACACAAAGAGCUUAAACGCCACAAAAUCCACAAAAUGAAAACCUAAUUUUUACACAAAAGAUCAUUUAAGCUCUAUGAAAUUUGUAUGUGCUCAGUUACAUCAUUAAAACAAGUUAUUUAAACCCUACAGGAAAUAGUGAAUUUAACUAAUUAUUUGUGAAUUUCACUGUUUUUAUUUUGACCAUUCGGCAAAUGACCAAAUAAGACAAAAUACAUUGUUCAGCUGUUGAUUUACGUUUCAAACGCCAUUUUUCCUCUUUUCAGCUUCAGACUUUUGGUAAAAUCUUUUCAAGAUGAAUGCCUCUGCCUUUGUGAUACUAGUCAAAAUUUUUAAGCUGUAAUAAUCAAAUUGAUUUAAACUUAAAAUGUGCACAUAAACUUUUAGGCUAUUUAAUGAAAAGAAAAUGGGUUGUGUCUAAAUGCUGGUACUUGUGGGUUUCCUAAAAAAAAUAAAAUAAAGGAGCGUGUCUGUGGUGUAAAGACUGUAUGAUAAAUGUGGAAGUGUUUCUGCCCCAUCAAACAGACUGGAACCAAAUACCUGAAGCUCAGAGGUUUAUUUGUUUGUGCAUAAAAGAGUCUUUUCAUUAAUGUACAGGAGCUCACAUCCUUCUCAGUGCAGCUCUGUGUUUCCCGCAGAUUUCAUCAUCAUCAUAAUCAUCAUCAUCAUCAUCAUCAUAAAAAAAAAAAUGAUAAUAAUCCAUCAUCGUUUUUUUCUCAUGAUUGACAGUUUCUUUCAUUCUUUGUCCAAAUAUUGUGUAAUGCGAAGUUUAUCUAAAUGCAAAAGGGAAGCGCCAAAACAACAAGCUUUGAACACUGAAGCUUGAUUUUAGAGUCUUCCCUUUGCUGAAAAUAUUAAAGCUACAACUUUAUUCAUUAUUAUGCACGGAUGUCUGGAAACACUGACUUUUUCUAUCUGAAUAAUAAAAGCAUUGACUGAGCUCCUCCCGCAUGCACGCUCAGGUUGCAGCCACACAGAGGCACAUUCAGAGGCAGCUUUGGUUAACAAAUGUUCUUAUCUCAUGCACAAUCUUUAAAAGAAACAGAUGUGUGUCCUCUGAGCACUGAUGCCAUCUUCUCUAAAAAACCACAGAGGGUUGUUACAGCAUUUCCUGACCCCGGUCAUCAGAGGAGAGAUGAAAGCAGAAGUUUAAGCUUUUCUGCUGUGGAUCAGCAUCUACAUCAUCUCUGCCACCCAAAAAAAAAAACCUAAAGUGUGACUCAUCUUCAGAAAAAAAGAGAAAAAAUUGACGAGAAAAGUCUGGGUUGAACUUCCUGCAGAAACGCUGCAUUUUUUUAGACAUGUCAUCUUGAAACCUUUUACAACAUGGCUACCAGCUGGAGACACAAAUACUGUAUAUAAAGACACUAGGGCCUGUCCACACAUGUGCUUUCUUUCUUUUUUCUUAAGCGUCCAGGCUGGUGUGGACUGGUGUUUUAGAUCUGAUUCUGUCUGUUUUCUUCAAUUUGAUUGAUGUCUCUUUCCCUCUGCAGCUUCUUUUUAAUAAAGCAAUUUUUUUAUUUGUGUAUAGAUAUCAUCUGAAAGCAGAUUUUGCUGCGGGUCGAGCCAGCAGGCUAAAAAUAAAAGAAUCAGGUCUGGAUGACAAAAGACACCCUGGUGUCCUCCUCUGACUGUAAAUGUUCUGUUUUCACAGACAAGGAUGAAGGAAGACGGUGUUGGACAGGGAUAAAUCAAUUUGAGGGGGGCGAGAGUGUGUGAACAGCAGGACAAACAGGAGUACACAGCAGUUUUUAUUUGUGCACGUGCCUCAGUGUAAACAGAGCACUGUAUGUUCACUAUACAAGGAUAAAAGGUUUCUGCAGGGAGUUAAAGGGGGUUUUAUCCGGAAACUGCUUUGUGACUCUUUUGAUGAUGUUUAGAUGCAGUAUAAAGUUUCAGGUAUAUCAAAAGAUCAGCUAUUACAGCCUCAUGAAUCCUAGCAUGCGUCAUCAGCUCCUCUUUUCAUAAACCUUUGUGAACCAGCAUACCAGUUUUCUGAGUCUGGAGAGUCAAGUGUUGUCCCAUUCUGGCCUGAUAGAGGAUUUCAGCUGCCCUAUAGUUCAGGGUCUCCUUUGUCCUGUUUUUGGUGUCAUAAUGCUCCGAAUGUUUUUAAUGGAGGACAAGUCAGGACUGCGGGAAGACCAAUUUAUUAGCAGAAAUCUUCUACUACAAAGCCAUGCUGUUGUAAUCCCUGUUGUCAGAAUGUGGUUUGUCAUUGUCUUACUGAAAUAUAAAGGUCUUCCUUGAAAACCUCAUUGUCUGGAUGGUAGCAAAUGUUGUUUCCACUCCAGAGUCAUGUCUGUUUUUGAUGCUGUACUGCCUGAGGGCCUGAAGAUCAGGACCAUCCAGUCUUGGUUUUGGUCCGUGUCCCUUUAGUACAGAGAUUUCUUCAGAUUCUCUGAAUCUUUUAAUGAUAUGAUGUUCUGUAGAUGAUCAAAUCCACUCAUUCUUUCACAUUUGACAUUAUUCUAAAACAGUCUCUCACAGAAUGGUGAACCUGUUGAUGGGUUCUCCUCUUCAGACUGUGGGGUAAUUAAGGCUUAUUUUUAAAAAAAAGUUUCGAAUCAAAUAUUCCAAAUAAGUCAAACCUGUUUGAGGAGCUCUGCAGCUUGUCGUUUGUCAUCACUUAUUUCUUCAACCUUUAGUCUGAUGAGAAAUAAUAUUUCUGUGUAUUAUGUUAACACUCACCUGUCCACUCCUUGGAGCAUCUUUUAGUCCGCUGAACUCUUAUGAGGACAGGUUAAUGAGAUUAUAUGUUUGCUCAGCACAGGUUUUUUCGGCCAUGUUGACCUGCGAGAAAGGAAAAAAAUACUGCUCCUGAUGAUGGUAUUCUUACUGUGUUUUUUGUGUGUUUUCAGGAAUGGAUCACCUUAACUCCACCAGCUCACCCACCAACCAAUCAGACCUGAGCAGCAUCUUCACUGACCAUGUCCUCCCGCCAUUCUACUUUGUGAUCUGCAUGGUCGGGUUUUUCCUGAACGGUUUGGCAGCCUUCAUCUUCAUCAGAGUUCCCUCUGAUUCAGGCCUGGUGGUCUACCUGAAGAACAUGGUGGUGGCUGACCUCCUCAUGCUCUCCACCUUCCCCUUCAGGAUGGCAGCUCAGCUGGGUCUGGGUGGCUGGCGCCUUCAUGUGGUCAUCUGCCGCUAUACUGCUGUGCUCUUUUACUCUUCCAUGUACAUAGGGAUCCUCUUCAUGGGCUUCAUCAGCCUUGAGCGCUACAUCAAGAUCGUUAGACAUGCCUCCUCCUCCUCGCCUUCCUGCAGAUCCAGGUUUGGUGGGUUGACCUUGCCACACCUCCUGCAGAGUGUUGGAUUUGCUCGGGUGCUGGCAUUCCUCACCUGGAGCCUCCUCCUCCUCAGCGUUCUCCCCAACGUCGUGCUGACCAGUGGGGAGGCGAAUGAGACAAACUAUAAAAACUGCAUGAAACUGAAAACGGAGUUGGGUGUUCAGUGGCACAAGGUGUCCAAUUUCUUCUGUAUUGGCUUGUUCUGGUUGACCCUGCUGGUCCUUGCCUUCUGCUACACCUCCAUCAGCUGCCGCGUUUACCAGUCGUAUCGCCGUGUGCGCUGCAACAACAGCAACAUCAACAGCACAGUCUGCCACAAGCUUCAUCGCAGCAUCUUCAGCCUCCUGGUGGUCUUCUUUAUCUGCUUUGUGCCCUACCAUGUCUGCCGUGUCCCUUACACUCUGAGCCAGAUGCCAGAGUCAGGCUUCAGCCAGCACUCCCGCUUCGUGUUGUUCCAGCUGAAGGAGGGGAUGCUCUUCCUGUCUGCGCUGAACGUCUGUCUGGACCCUGUCAUCUACGUCCUGAUGUGUCAAAACUUCAGAGAGUCUCUGCUGAGGAAGCUGUCAGGAAGAGAGAGGAGGAGAUCCCUGACUACGGCCCAGAGUCUGAGCCGGGUCAAUUUAAGAGGAGAGGAAACAAGGUCAGGAGACAUGGAAGGGAGGAGGGGAGACGAAACACAGGAGGACCAAGUACCUUUUCAUAAGAAGACCUAGAGAUAUGUGUGAACGUUGAUGGAUUAGUCUAGGGUUAGGGUUGGCACUGAUUGUGACAGCACGCAUCUUUAUUGUAGUUCCUGUUUUGUUUCUCACAGGCUCAGGUAUUUAUUUUAAGUGGUACAUUACAUGAAAGAUCCUGAAAGAAAUAAGGGAUAUUUCCAUUUGAUGUGAGACUAGAUGUAGCUACCAACCGCAGAGAACCAGGUCAAGACAAAAAACGUCCAUUUUACUCAUAUUGUGGCAGUUUCUGUUUAACUGCUGACUUGAUUGUUUUUUAUGACACUGAAUGCUACGCAUUUUAGAUCAGUCCUAUUCACACAAGUGUUACACAAAAAUGCAAAUACAGUGACAGCUAAGGGCAGAGGUAGACCAGCAACUCCCAUCCUUCAUGAGCAAAAACCUCUGUUUUUAUCAGUGUAGUCUGGAGGCUUUAAAGACAGUGUAGGUCAAAAGCCCCCUCUCUCUCUAAUAUAAAGCUCUGUAUCUAUAGGGAUCCUUAUUUUAAUGUUGUUAAACACUUAAAAGAACAACCUGAGCCUGUCAGGGACAACAACAAGAACUUCAGAUGACAGACACAAAACACCCAAACAGAGCUACACAAACAGUAAGCCUAUAAAAUGAUGAACUCAUAUUUUCAAGAACCAAGAGGAAUUAAGGUAAGUAAGGAAGAAAUAAGGAGGGGAAGCUCUGACGUGGAAGUGAAACUGGACUCUGAUGACUGGGCAUCAAACCUGCAGGACCAGACUCUUUCUCCUUCAAAGUUAUCACGGCAGUGGUGGACCGCCUUCAGUAAAAUCAGCUGAUGUAGUCAUGAGUCACUACUGAGUCUCUGUUGGCUGAACUUUGUAAAUGGACAGAUUUUUGGACUAAGCUGCAGAAAAAACCUCAAAAACUGACUUAAACUGACUAGAGGACAGUCUAUGCACACAAGAAAGGGGUACAGGGUCAGUCCUUUAUUCCCCUCCGCUGUGACAUUAUGCAUGAGUCAUUUAGAGUCACCUUAGAAAAAUUAUUAGAAAAAUAACCUUUUGCUGUUCAUUUUUGUUCUUUUUUUCAGUAGAUAAAGUUGCUCUUUACAAAAGAGCCAAACAAGCUUUAAACACAAAUGCAUAACAUGUCUCAUUUGUGCUCUUAAGUGGUUAGUGUCUGUAAAACUUAAAAAGAAAAAAAAAAGAUUUUUCUUUUUUUUUUUUUGCCCAUGGCAGUAUCAUUCUAUGGCCACUAGAGGGUGGUGUACCCACACUUCGACACUCCAGAAGACUCAGCUGAGUGCUGUUGUAACACAAAUGCUUAUUUGUGUCCAUAAAUGUACAUAACAUGUAUUUUUCUAAUUCUGACUUACAUGUGUUAUAUCUAACUAUCAUAAUUUGUCUAAAGAUAACUGUUUUUGUACAAAUUUUUCCAUCAUAUUUUAGUUUUGUGCCCUUGAUGCAGUGGCAAGCGGUCCUAAACCUUUUAUAAAAUAAAGUCUUUGAAGCUUUUCAGUUUGUGAUGACUAUUGCAUCUCUUGCUAACUAAGCAAUUCCUCUUUUUUGUAACUGAUUCAUGUAUACCUCUUUCUGUCUUUUGACAAAAACCUCAGCUUGCUUCUUUUUUAACAGAAAAUCCACCACACAUCAGGAACCUGUGUUAAAAUAGGAUGUUUUUAGCAGUAUGUAGUUACACUGUCUUAAAACUGCUGUUUUGGCCUUUAGUGUUGCAAUACCACACCGUGACCACUAGAGGACAGUGUAAGAAUAUGAAUAUUAACCCUAGAGGUGAUUAUCCAUCCAAAGUUUACAGAUGAUAAGCAAGCCUUCAAACACUUUCACUGUAUACUUCCAAAAUAAAAUUAUGUGUCAAAAAUUCUCCACAAAUUAAAACCAUGACCUAAAAGACUACCCGGACCUCACCUGCUGCUCUCUUCUUCCUACCAGAUGGACGCAUUGGCACUGAUAAAGGCUCUAUCCUAACUCAAGUAUGGAAAUUACACUCCUGGUUGUCUGGCCUGUUAGCUUUAAGGAUAGAUGAGUGUAAACUUAUACACCCUUUCAACUGGGGACCUUGGUUUCUUAACAUGUUCAUCACAGGUAAUAGGUUAGUAACAAGGGACAACAACCGUUUGGUGGUUGUCAGAGAAGUUUAUUUGUCCAACUGAAACUGGACUUAAAACGGUAAAGGGAAAAUCACUCCCCAACUGCUUUAGCUGGGUAUUAUAGUCUGUCCUUGUGCAGUUUGACUCAGUGAGAUUUCUAACAUGUUUACAUGUAUUUUUAUUUACUAUUAAUGUGUGAACUUUAGUUACUGUAUGUCUGUUUUCUGUUGUCCCAGUACUAUGUUUAUGUAUUUUCUGUUUUUAUAUACGUUUUUUUAUGGACCUAUGGGUCUGUAAUACAGAGAAAAAAAAAAGUAAACCAAAUAAACUACUUUUAAUAUUGCAACAUCAUAAGCUGCAUGUAUAUUCCAGACUUUGUAGUGUCCAUAGACCAUGAUACAGAGCUGUUUUUAAAAAUGAC
Messenger RNA from Xyrichtys novacula (pearly razorfish), 7192 nucleotides. Lineage: Eukaryota; Metazoa; Chordata; Actinopteri; Labriformes; Labridae. The record is from the annotation of a GenBank genome assembly.